This is a messenger RNA of Dromiciops gliroides (monito del monte), 4877 nucleotides long. It is a transcript of the gene HTR1B, whose product is annotated as 5-hydroxytryptamine receptor 1B. The record is from RefSeq and is a predicted model, not a curated record. Gene Ontology annotation, molecular function: G protein-coupled serotonin receptor activity. Gene Ontology annotation, cellular component: plasma membrane. The transcript has a single exon. Gene Ontology annotation, biological process: regulation of behavior; chemical synaptic transmission; vasoconstriction. The coding region runs from base 532 to 1704 and encodes 390 amino acids. NCBI's taxonomy places the organism in Eukaryota, Metazoa, Chordata, Mammalia, Microbiotheria, Microbiotheriidae.
AAGAAAACAAGAAGACCAACCAAAAACCGUGCCCGAGCGCACGUUUGGAGGAUUUGGGAGCGAAGUAAAAGUACGCCUUCUCAAAGGAUCACUGGGAUUGGUGACUCCAAGGCUGUCUCCUGGAAGAGCUAGGGGUUGGAGAUUUAUAGACUAUGUCCCUAGGGUUGAGCGAAAGGCAAAAGAGCGGAAGGGACUCAACAGCUUCCCAAAGGUAGGGUAAGAAGAGGUCGGCGAUCGACAGUAUGGGGAUAGAGUGUAUAGGGACGCGCCCUACUUGGCUGGGCUGCCUGCCGCACCCUUGACCUCUUUCGCGCUCCCGCAGCCGCGGGGUGUCUGGGCUGUCCCAGUGCCAGAGGAACUCCUGGACACGAUUGGUUGUCGGGGUGAGCUGGUUUAUCCCUCCCCUCCACAAGAUACCUAGGGGACCCAACCUCCCUACUUCAGUCUCCACCCUCCUGGCUAGCCUGCUGUAUAGUCAGUCCAUGAUCUGGAGCUGCUCUCCACCUGCUCUGGAAGCAGGCGAGGGGCGCAAUGGAACAGCCUAGCCCUCAGUGCUCCCCGCCAGCCUCCGGCUCCGGCUCCCUGACCUCCCCGCAGACUAAUCAUUCUACCUUCCCGAAUCCCAACUGCAGCUCCCCGGAUCUGGAGCCAUACCAGGAUUCGAUUGCACUCCCUUGGAAGGUGCUCCUGGCCACGUUCCUUGCACUCAUCACCUUGGCCACUACGCUCUCCAAUGCCUUUGUGAUCGCCACCGUCUCUAGGACUAGGAAGCUGCACACUCCUGCCAACUACUUAAUCGCCUCUCUGGCAGUGACUGACUUGCUUGUGUCUAUCCUGGUGAUGCCCAUCAGCACCAUGUACACCGUGACAGGUAGGUGGACGCUGGGACAGGUUGUCUGCGAUUUGUGGCUGUCCUCGGACAUUACCUGUUGCACAGCUUCCAUCCUGCAUCUCUGUGUCAUUGCUCUGGACCGCUACUGGGCUAUUACAGAUGCUGUGGAGUAUUCGGCUAAAAGGACUCCCAAGCGAGCAGCGGGCAUGAUUGCCAUGGUAUGGGUCUUUUCCGUGUUCAUCUCCAUGCCCCCAUUCUUCUGGCGCCAGGCCAAAGCUGAGGAGGUGGCACACUGCUCGGUGAAUACAGACCAUAUACUCUAUACCGUCUACUCCACUGUAGGAGCCUUCUACUUUCCUACCCUGCUGCUUAUUGCCCUCUAUGGCCGUAUCUACGUGGAAGCCCGUUCUCGGAUUUUAAAACAGACACCCAACAGGACGGGCAAACGUCUGACUAGGGCCCAACUGAUUACCGACUCCCCGGGGUCCUCUUCCUCUGUCACCUCCAUUAACUCUCGAGCCCCCGAGGGAUCCAGUGAAUCGGGGUCCCCAGUGUACGUGAACCAAGUAAAGGUGAAAGUCUCUGAUGCUCUCCUGGAAAAGAAGAAGCUCAUGGCCGCUAGGGAGCGAAAAGCCACCAAAACGCUUGGGAUAAUUUUAGGAGCCUUCAUCGUCUGUUGGCUGCCUUUCUUUAUCAUCUCCCUGGCAUUACCUAUCUGCGAUGACGCCUGCUGGUUCCACCUGGCCAUCUUUGACUUCUUUACUUGGCUAGGAUAUCUUAAUUCCCUCAUUAAUCCCAUCAUCUAUACCAUGUCCAAUGAGGACUUCAAACAAGCUUUUCAUAAACUGAUACGGUUUAGGCGCACGAGCUGAAUCUUGAAGUGGCAGAGCGUUCACCAAGGCGCCUCUGGGGAACGUGCUUGUCUUGUGUCUGAUUCCACAGGUAAGGUGGACUCUUCUUAUGCUGGUGCUGUCUCAGAGAGAGGCUCUCCUGGGCCAGAGAAAGCGGUGCUGAGAAACCAGUAAGAGUCCGGAGGGGGCUCUGGAAGGAGAACCGUGCCUAGAAAGGGUAGAGCGAGAAGAAUCUAUUUGCUCCCUACACCCCCUGCUCCCCACACCUCCUGCCUUGCUAUUGACACUGCUGCUUUCCACCGCCCAUGGGGCUGUAACUUUUUUUUUUUAAUAAGCAUUUAAAUGAGAGAUACUUACCCAUUAAAGACCAUUGUAUGGAGUCAUUGUCAAUAGUCUUGGGUAUCUGGAAACCUGCGGAACUCCUAUCUCCUACCUGCAGGCAGUGCUUAUAAUAGAAGUUUAGCCUCCUGUGCUAGUGGGGGGAAAAGCUUGAUCACUCCCUUCUCCUACUCAAUCCAAUGAAACUGGCAAGUGUUUACUUCUCUCAACUCUCUCGUUUAAGUAUUUAAACACAGUCAGAGGAGCAUAUGGAUUUAAUUGUCUGGACCUUUAUUUUGUCUCUGCUGGAGGAGAAAGCCUGAAGAGUUAACUGCGUUGCGGAAUUCUGCUGUGAACAAUCCCUAUUGUUUUUCUUAUACUUGAAAGUAGCUGGGGGAUGGGCAGACUUGACCAGGAGAACAGAACUCCUUGGGUGUUUGUUUUCUGCAGAUGUGUAAUUUUAUAUUUCUGUUUAGCGAUUGUCAAGUCACAUCUAACAAAGCAAACUAAGUAUUAUGUGUGCUCGUGCCAAAGUCUGCAAACUGCUUAGUUUUAUUCCUAAUUCAUGUACCUGUCACUUUACAUAUUUAAAUCCCCGGUAAAUGGAGAGUAUGAUGGGUGACUCAGCCCAAAUUGCUGCUAUAUUACUUAUGAAUGCAAUCAUUUAGUGUUAGAUAAAUCCCUCCUUCACCAUGUUUAACUAGACAACUGUCUUUGUCUUUACUCUCUAGUCCAAUUCAGUGAAACCGAUUUGCAGAAGAGAGAUGAAAUAGCAACUCCUAUUGGUUAAGGGGGGGGGGGAAGGGGAAAGCAAGGGGAAAUGUAUAACCUUGACUUGUACAAAAUUCUUCAAAUGCAUGAGACAGUUAUUUGCACAAAUAUUCUUUUCACCUGACGUUUCCUUGUUAACAAGCCUAUGAAGUCACUAAGGGGACUACCCCCCCAACAGAAACAUGGAGUAAGAGCCCUAACAUCAGUGUUACUAUGGAAUAUUUGCUUCCUCAAUUAUUAUUUUGAAUGUAGCAAAAAACAAAGAUGAUUAGAAAAGGUCACUUGAGACCACAGGGGACAGCAAAAAAAAAAAAAAAGGUAACGAUAGAAAUAAUUUCUGUUUUCAGGACUGUCCUAGACAGUGCUUUUCAUAUAACUCUUGGAGGGUAAAAUUAUAUCACUCUACAAAGUCAUUACUGGGUAGAAGAAAUUAUAUCGAGAAGUGGUUUUGACUAGUAUUCAGAAAAAUCUGGUCCUGGUUAUGAUACCUUAUUCAUCUAUAACAAUUGGAAUAUUCUAAAGUUUUAAAUCUACAAACUCUGUUUAUUAGUUUGUUUGUGGUCUCAGUUUAGCUCCAAAGGAUCCAUUUUUUUCCUAGAUGUGGCCACAAAUUGAAGGAUGGAAAAUCCAUAACCUCAGUAAAUAAAACAUCUAUAAGAGAAUCUAUGUAGCAACAAACAAAAACCCUAUCCCACCCAUCACUUAAUAUGUUAGGUAAGAUCUAUCUUCUUUUGAGCUAUUUUCUGCAAGUCAACAUUUUUUAAAGGCUUCCCUUCCUGUUUGAAACUCAAGCAAAGGACAUUUUUGAACCGAAUUAUCAAAAUAUUCUCCCUACUUUCCUACUUUGCAGUCUUUUGCUGAGGUAAUAGCUCUUACCAUUACAAUAUUCAGAUUGUCAUAUGCAUCCUUAGGAUAAAGGGUAACUAACUGAUAUUACCACUUUGUCAUUGGGGCUGGAUUAUAAACUUCAGGGCUUUAAAAAACAUACAAACCCAUCAGUCUUAGAAGUCUUCCCAAGUACUUUUGAGCUUUCUCCCAUGGAGAAAUCAAACUUGGGAUGUUCAUAGGGCUCAAUUAUUUGUGUUGAUGUGAUUAAUCUAUUUGUAUUUGUAUAUGCUGUUGUAAAUGCGAUUGUGCUUCUGUUGGACAUAAGUGACAGUUAAGUCAAAUUCUAGCAGCCAGAGAGAAACUGUACAUUCAAACAUAUGUUGGUGACUCCCACGCAGGGAGUGACCAUGAUUAUAUGUAAGUACUGUCAGAACAUAUGGUCAGUUUAGUCAGAACUGGUUGUUUGCCACCAUGUAGAAAAAAACAUCUGAAGAGCUGAUUAUUUGACUGAAUUGGCUGGAUGUUGAAGUAUUGUGGGAUAAGUGAGUGUAUGCCAAAAUUAUAGUAAUAAGAAUUCUCACCUCAUCAAUCCACAUUGCACUUGAUUAUGCAAAGUGUAUUUCCAUGUAAUCAGAGGGGUAUAUAGUAAAGACUGUUAAACCCCUUUUCAGUUAUUGCUUCCUAUAGGACAGCCAUGUGCUUGUAUGCUAGUUCAGUCCAUAAAUUAGUUACAGUAAAAAAUAUAAAAAUGGAGAGAAGCAUGAAGACUUUAUGGAUCUUCAGCCAAAGUAAAAUGAAUAUAUUUGUUGGAUGUUGUAAGAUACAUUGUCCACAUUUGUAUUUGUAUUGAAUUGCACACUCAUCUUCGUGACUAUAUUAAUAUGUAAGCAUCCAAAAUGCCUAUACUGUUUUGUGUUUUCAGAGAUUUAAAAAUUUAUUUUUUCCUCCCAAACAGCCACAAUGAUCCAAAAAGAAUGGCUGUUUACUUGAAAACACUUUAUAAUGAAACAACAAUCUUCUACUUUGCUAUAUUUCUUCUUGGUUGUCUUUAAACAAAAGAUAGUUAAGAGAUUGCUAACUCAUUUCAGCCAUAGCAGCCCACAACAUAUGCAUUUAAUGGAUUUGCUGUGAUUGCAUUGCCUUUGGCAUCCCUCCUUUCAACAAAUGUGUCAUUGGAAAUGGAAUUUUAAAAAAAUGAAAUAAAAGUUUACUGUGUUCUAAGGAAGGAUUUGGUAAUGACUGUAUUAUUAACUGCAAGACUAGUUCACUUGACUUUU